Ctenopharyngodon idella (grass carp) is the source of this 5118-nucleotide messenger RNA. RefSeq lists its product as uncharacterized. Gene Ontology annotation, molecular function: protein binding. NCBI's taxonomy places the organism in Eukaryota, Metazoa, Chordata, Actinopteri, Cypriniformes, Xenocyprididae. The record is from RefSeq and is a predicted model, not a curated record. The transcript has 9 exons. The coding region runs from base 203 to 1564 and encodes 453 amino acids.
UGCCAUCACUUGGAUAACAUCACUCAUCUCUUGUGAUUAUUCUCCGUUUAUUCUCAGGUAGAACAUUCGGUACUUGGAGUUGGAUACAGAACUGGAGACUGGAGAUAAAUGGAGACUCAGGCGAGGCGAGGAACAGAAGUGACUGAAGUCUCUGAAUGAACUUUCAUACUCUUUCCGGAAAAAAGGAUAUUUGAACCUUGAAAUGGCUUCUGAGAGGGUUCUUUCACCAGACCAGUGCUGGGCAAUCUUGCAGUCUGCUGAAGAUGACUUCUUGAUAAUCAUCGCUAACUUAAUGAUUGAUGUCAGAUCUAUGACAAGAGAAGAAGAGCAGCUGGUGGUGCAUUUCCUGGAGGCCAUGGUGAUGCUGCUGUACCUCCAAAAGCCAGAAGUGGUGAAGAAUAUGACUGUUUCUGAUUGGCUGAACCGGACAUACAUUGAGGGAAAUCAUGAACGAACUAUGGUGGAAGUAGACAAGUGCAAUGCCUUCUUUGUUAUGGCAAAUCAGGAGGAAGUGUGGUUUGAUACGUACUACGAAUUCCUGCGUUCAGAGAUGAUCAAGAGGAGGCACACGAGAUGCAGUUUAGAUGAAGCUGAAAAAUUCUUCAUAUCCUCUUCAGGGAAUCCGGUUGACAAUCCCUCUCAGGAUCUAAAGGAGCUGCAUGACGAGUACUGGCUCCCAAGCAUUACCACCGAUAUGGCCAGAUCUUUUGUAUAUGCUGCCAUGCACAAAUGUGAUUUGACAGAUGAUGAAAAACUUUCAAGGCCAGCUGAGCCCAAAUGGAUGAAUGCAAACACAGCUUUUCACUUGCUGAAGAUGUCACAUCCAGUAACGGUGCAUGCAACUCUUCCGGAAAAAGCUGCACGAAUGCGAAUCUCAAGGAAAUAUGAGAGCCAUUGCCUCUCGCUCUGGUGCGCGAAUCAAAAGAAACUCCGUGUGGGUCUUGUGCUCGAUACUUUUGGCCUACGUCAGCCAUCUGAGAGAAAAGUACACAGCUGGAUUGAGAAGCAGGGAUGGAUGGAGAACGUACCAGAUGCUGCUGAACUUGUGAAGGACUGGAAGCCUCCACGAACCAUCCAGGCAGCAACAGACAGCAAAUACAUCCGAAGGAUGAGCCGCAAGCAGUGCUGGAAAGGACUGCAGGUGAUGGACAUAGAAGGCAAGGGUCCCAGGGUCGUCACCACCAGGCCGUUUGCUUGCGGUGAAGUGAUCUGUGACUACCACGGCCGGCUGAUCUCCAGGGAGGAGGGACUGGAAAUCUACCAGAACAGUGAGGGAGAAGCUGGACAUUUGUUUUUCUUUACAGACAAAAAUGGACAGCUCAUGUGUUUGGAUGCUCACGAGGAGCACUGCGAGUGCCAUCCAGACAAAACUACGUUUGGAAGACAAAUUAAACAUUCUGCCAAACGGGCCAAUCUCAGUCCUAGAUUGUACUCUGUGGAGGAUGAACCAGUCAUACUUUUCAUGAGCACACGGAACAUUCAGAGAGGUGAAGAGAUCCGGUAUGACUAUGGAGACAACAAAAGGUCCUACGCUGGGGACGGUCUGGAUUUGAUGCCGUCCUAACUGAAGUUGGACAUUAUUUGGAUUAUGCAAAGGCUUUUUGUAAAAAAAAAAAAAAAAAAUUCUGGAUGGAACUUCAUUGUUUUUCCUUUUUUAUCUAGAAUACAUUCAAAUUAUAAUGACAGAUAAUUGUAUAAGGCAAUUACAUUAAAAAAAGUAUUGAUAAUUGGUCUUGUCUGUGGAAAAAAAAAUGGCACAUUAGCAUUAAUAAGCCAAAAUAAUCACAACAAACCUCGAUUUUUAUUUUCUGUGAAUAAUUCUCAGCUAUUGCUCCAAAUGUAAAAUUGUUGAAAUAAAUGAAGGAAAACCAUAUAUCUGUUUGUGUUCUCAUAAUUUCAUGUUUUCUAAAUGUUCCUUUUUGUGUUUGCUGAAAUUAAGAUGAACAUUUUAAAUUCUGAGGAAAGUUAUAUUUAUAGAUGAAGAAGUUUGUAAACAAACUUUAAGUUGGCUUGAAAAAGCCUAGCCAGAAAGUUUGAAGUAGUUUUAAAAGCUUAAAAUUUUAAGGUUUUAUGUUUUAAAUAGUUUAAGUUUUAAUUCAGUAGUUUUAAAAGCUAGCUAGAUCUUUCAUGGUGGUGAUGUUGCUACAAUCUAUAGAGAGAUUCUUAAUGUUACUCAGAAAACAUUACACAGGUUUAAUUCAUUUGAAGUUCUCGUGCUAACCGUUACACUCUCAGAUAUAAGUAAAAAGUCGCUACUAUCUCUUGCUUUGGCUACCGUUUAUAGACCUCCAGGGCCUUAUGUUGAUUUCCUAAAAGAGUUUGCAGACUUUCUCUCAGACCGAUUGGUCAACGUUGAUAAAGCGCUGAUUGUUGGAGAUUUUAACAUUCAUGUAGAUAAUACAAAUGAUGCGUUAGGGGCUGCGUUUACAGAUUUACUAAACUCGUUUGGGGUCAAACAGAACGUCACUGGACCCACUCACUGUCUUAAUCAUACACUAGAUUUAAUUAUAUCACAUGGAAUCAAUCCUACUGAUAUAGAAAUUCUACCGCAAAGUGAUGAUAUCACUGAUCAUUACCUUGUAACAUGCGUACUGCAUACUGAUGAUAUUUGUCAAAUUGCGCCACGAUAUCGACUAGGUAGAACAAUUCUCCCGACAACUACAGAUAAAUUCACAAAUAAACUGCCUGAUCUGUCUCAGCUGCUCAUUGUACCCAAACACACAAAUGAUCUUGAGAAAAUGACUAGCAGUAUGUGCACCACUUUCACUAGUACAUUAGAUACUGUUGCACCGAUGAGAUUAAAAAAGGUUAGAGAGGAAAAUACUGCACCAUGGUACAACAGUAUUACUCACGCUAUCAAAAGAGAAACUCGUAAUCUAGAACACAAUUGGAGACAAACUCGUUUAGAGGUCUUUAGAAUCGCGUGGAAAGACAGCUCGUCCCGUUAUAGAAAGACUCUAAAAGCAGCCAGGGCCGAGCAUCUCCGCAAACUCAUAGAAAAUAACCAAAACAAUCCAAGGGUCUUGUUUAGUACAGUGGCUAGAUUAACAAAUAAACAGAUGUCACCUGAGCUAAAGUAGUAAUGAAUUUCUUCACUGAGAAUAUUGAAAGCGUCAGAAAUGCAAUUGUAAAAGUAAAUGUACAACCUUUGACAGAGUUUUAUGAUUCAGCCUCAAUUAUCGUCCCUCAAGAACAGUUGCAGUGCUUUACAACUAUAGGACAGGAAGAGCUAAAUAAACUUAUCACAGCGUCUAAACCAACAACAUUUUUAUUAGAUCCAAUACCCACUAAACUACUGAAAGAAUUGUUACCUGUAGCAGAAGAGCCUCUUCUCAAUAUUAUUAACUCGUCUUUAUCUCUAGGUCAUGUUCCAAGACCGUUCAAGUUAGCAGUUAUUAAGCCUCUCAUUAAGAAACCACAAUUAGAUCCAAAUGAAUUGGCAAAUUACAGACCCAUUUCAAAUCUUCCAUUUAUGUCUAAAAUACUAGGCUAAAUAAAUUGUGUCGGCUCAAUUGUGCUUCUGCUAAAAAACGCUAUCUAUGAAAAAUUUCAGUCAGGAUUCAGGCCUCAUCAUAGCACAGAAACUGCGCUCGUUAAAAUUACAAAUGACUUACUUCUAGCUUCUGACCAAGGCUGUAUCUCAAUACUAGUGUUACUUGAUCUCAGUGCUGCGUUCGACACUAUAGAUCAUAAAAUACUCCUAGAUCGACUACAGAAUUACACUGGUAUUCAGGGACAGGCAUUACGGUGGUGUUAGACCCUCUGUUAUUUUCAAUAAAGAUAUAAAAGAUAGAUAUAUCCAGUAUUUUAUAUAAAGAAGUAAAACAUUGGAUGACUAGUAAUUUUCUUCUAUUAAAUUCAGAUAAGACUGAAGUAUUACUUAUUGGGCCAAAAACCUGUACACAGAAUCUCUCAGACUACAAUCUGCAUUUAGAAGGAUGUACUGUUACUCCAUCCUCGACAGUUAAAGACCUGGGUGUUAUAUUAGACAGCAACUUGUCCUUUGAAAAUCAUAUUUCAUAUGUUACAAAAACAGCCUUCUACCUCAGAAACAUUGCUAAGAUACGGAAUAUGUUAUCUGUUUCUGAUGCAGAAGUUAGUUCAUGCUUUCAUGACGUCUAGACUAGAUUACUGUAAUGCAUUACUAGCUGGUUGCCCUGCUUCCUCAAUAAACAAGCUACAAUUGGUACAAAAUGCAGCUACUAGAGUUCUUACCAGGUCAAGAAAAUAUGAUCAUAUAACACCAAUUUUAUCAUCUCUUCACUGGUUACCUAUUAAGUUCCAUAUCGAUUAUAAAGUACUGCUAAUGACCUAUAAGGCUCUAAAUGGUUUAGCUCCUGUGUACUUAACCGAUCUUUUAUCGCCCUACAAUCUACUAUUUAAGGUAAAAAAAAUUAAAAAAAAACUCCCAACUUUUGGUUGUACCUAGGAUAAAGCUAUAAUGCGAAUUGAAUUAAAAUCCAUCCAUGAGUAUUGCAUUUGGUCACUGCAUCCUCUCUUUCACAAUCUCCUCUCUUUAUUUUAUUAUAUCCAGGAAAAUGAUACCUUUUACAUUUUAAUAUAGUACAGCUAAAAGUGAAUAUUUUUCCACUUUCACUGUAAAAUAUUCCUGGCUCAUUACUCUGGCCUUUUAACUUAACUAAAUUUAAAAUUUUCACUUAGAAUUUUAGUAGAGACCCAAAGGGACCGUUAAAGCUUAUUAUAGGGCGGUUCAUUAGCACACACGUUCAGUCAUCAGUUACAGUGAAAAGCAGUCUGAAAAUGGCUUUUUUGUCAUAAUACCGGUGAUUUGCACCUUGUAGACCUGGAGACAUUUUUGCCAUGCCAUUAACUUAACCAACAAUGAUCUUUGGCUGUUAGCAUAUGUAUUUGCAGACAUGAUGGUUGAGGUUAAAUGGGUGCUGCGUAACAAAGCAUCAAUAGCUGUGGUAAUUUGGUCUGUACCUGAAAUUAUCUGUCAGAAUCUACAUGACUGAACUACACUGUAAAAUGUUUUCUCAGGUAAUCGAAAAAGUGCUUCAUUUAAUUACUAAAUGGAAAAAAAAAAAAAAAAUAUAUAUAUAUAUAUAUAUAUAUAUAUAUAUAUAUUCAUUGACUGAAUCAACGUAACUUAUGUUU